CAAUAUGUUGCCUUUAUGUGUUACAGGAGGACCCCUGUAUCCGCGGGGAAUCGGUUCCAGCCCCCCGCGGAUGAUGAAAAAUGCGAAUAAUAGCAAACACUGUGCUAAUAGCGAAGGCUACACAUUGCAGGGUCUGUGGCUCCCUCUCGUGGCCAGUUCUGUUCCCGGAAACCUACAUUGGCGAUUCCGAGGAGGUGCGCGGGACGACCCCGGCUGGAAAAAAACAUCUUGGUUCCCAACGUGAUGGCCGGUCGGUGAGCCCUCCGAGUGCCAAUAGCGGACAGCAAGACCGUGAGAAUGUGGCCAGUCCCAGAGAACUCGAGGUACCGUCUUUCAACCAGGAGCUGCCGCCAGAAGGCGAAGGUCACCGCGAUGGGGAGACUGAUGUCCCCGGAGAGGAACAGCUGGCGCCCCGUUGCGGCCCAGAGGAAGAUGGCGAAGGGACCCAGAAGCCCCUGAAUCCACAGAAUACGAAUUUACUUGGUUUUAGAUGGCUACAAGGGGAAGAGGACGACCGGGACGUGCGCCAAGAAAACGCCAGCAACCCCCUCGAGACCGUCAGCGGCCAGGAGACCGUCGGCGAGGGCGGUGGGUGCGAGGUUCUGGCAGUGCUGUGGCCCCCACCGGGUGACAAUGCCGAGGAACAUCUGGAACCCAGACUGAAUGAGGUGUCUUUGAUAGACCGCUUUGUGCCGGAGGAGAAACCCAGCCCUACCCUCUCUCGUUUGGGGUAUCCCGAGAGCCCCCCGGGGGCUCAGGAGAGUCCAUCCCCCUGCAACGAGGAAGCGCUCCGGACGGAAUCGCCCGCCUCCACCGGCUAUUUCCCGUGCUACCGAACAUACGAGGAGCUGCCCUGCUACCGGCCGAACAAGCAGCCCGAGGGCCCGGGGAGGUAUCGGGACGCCGCCGUCCAGUGCGACAGGCCGGAGGGAGCCACCGGGAGAGAGAAGAGAAGGGCCGAAGCCAAGAAGAGCCUUGAGGAAGGGAAGCGGCUGGCUGCCCCACCAGGGUCACCCCAGAGGCAGCUCCCAGGGGGCCCGAGGCCCGCGUCGGCCGGUAGGAGGCUGGAAGGGCCUGGCCAGAAUUUGAGGGCCUCCGGUGAAAGCAGCCCCACCAGGGGGCCUGAGGCCCGUCGGCCCUCCAGAGGGUCCCCGUCUGGGUCAGGGGCUGUCAAAGAGGGACUUGGGCUGGGUCCCCGGAUCAGCCCCUCGCCCCCGGCCGGGUACAGGAAGUCGCUCCAGAAGAAGAAACACCGAGGGAGCCCGGCGGACGAGGAGCAGCAGAGCGCGAGGAUGGAGCGGAAGCCCCUCCUUGAGGACCAGCUGUCCUUGCCCCCGAGCCCGGAGGAGAAAGUGCGGGCCCGGCCCCUGUGUUGCUACGGGGCAGAGGCUGCAGGAGAGAGGAGGCAGGUCAGGCCGGCGAAAGGACAAGUAAAAGACGGCCCUCAGCCCAUGCCACCCACUCCAAGCCCCACUUCGGCCCCGGGGCCUUCGGGAGACCCCGGCCCCAGGCCUUCCCGCCUCGGCUUCCACGCCAUUGUUUCUUGGGUCUGGAGGAUCUUCCGGAAGCCGGCCCAAGCGCCUCCUGGACUGGAUCCUGGCCGGAGGCCCCUCGGCCACCGCCUCAGACUGUGGCUGGGGCAACGCGGUGGCCGGGUCCAUCCAGAGCUGCCCUGAUGCCCGCCCAGAAGCCAUGCCGGAUCAUUUAUGCCGAAACUGAUUAUUCCCCAUUAAACGUCCAUUUCCCCCUUCUUGCUGCGGGUAUCUGCGGGCCUCUUUUCUUACAGAACAGCGUCCUGGAGGAGGCCUCACCCAUGCCGGACACGAUGGGGACUAGUGCCUUGCGGGAUUUGGAGCUGUUGAUCCCAUCCAGCUGAAGGUUCGACCGCAAUCUAAUCCACGUUUUUCAGCAUCCACCGGAGCGGGGGGACGCUUGGAACAAUUCCCGCAGAUAUGAAAGUCCUUCUGUACUUGGUUUUUGUGCUUCCACACCCCAAGCCCGUCCCCCUGAAUAGCCAGAUGAGGGAUCCUGCACCCCCUCCCAAUGAGUCCAGUCUCCAUCAUCCUCAAACCACUGUCCGUGCUGGAGUCCACAGCAUCGGGAGGCCCUCCCGGUUUCCUAGCCCAGUUUCAGAGGUUCGAGACCC
Pogona vitticeps (central bearded dragon) is the source of this 2146-nucleotide messenger RNA. The record is from RefSeq and is a predicted model, not a curated record. NCBI's taxonomy places the organism in Eukaryota, Metazoa, Chordata, Lepidosauria, Squamata, Agamidae.